GCGAGGCCACCAAGCCGCGCGCUCCCAGCUUCGCUCGGACGCUGCUUCUGCCCGCAGAGGGUUCGUGGCCCGGAAGCGGCGAGAACUGGGCCCAGGACGGUGCGUCCGGCCUCGCCCGCGGCUGCUCGCACCAACAACUUUGAACAAUGAUCACCGUCAACCCCGAUGGGAAGAUAAUGGUCAGAAGAUGCCUGGUCACCCUGAGACCCUUUCGGCUUUUUGUCCUGGGCAUCGGCUUCUUCACUCUCUGCUUCCUGAUGACGUCUCUGGGAGGCCGGUUCUCGGCCCGGCGCCUGGGGGACUCGCCAUUCACCAUCCGCACAGAAGUGAUGGGGGGCCCCGAGUCCCGCGGCGUCCUGCGCAAGAUGAGCGACCUGCUGGAGCUGAUGGUGAAGCGCAUGGACGCACUGGCCAGGCUGGAGAAUGUCAGUGAGCUGCACCGGGCUGGCGGCGACCUGCACUUUCCCGCAGACAGGAUGCCCCCUGGGGCCGGCCUCAUGGAGCGGAUCCAGGCUAUUGCCCAGAACGUCUCCGACAUCGCUGUGAAGGUGGACCAGAUCCUGCGCCACAGCCUGCUCCUGCACAGCAAGGUGUCAGAAGGCCGGCGGGACCAGUGUGAGGCACCCAGUGACCCCAAGUUCCCUGACUGCUCAGGGAAGGUGGAGUGGAUGCGUGCCCGCUGGACCUCUGACCCCUGCUAUGCCUUCUUCGGGGUGGAUGGCACCGAAUGCUCCUUCCUCAUCUACCUCAGUGAGGUCGAGUGGUUCUGCCCCCCGCUGCCCUGGAGGAACCAGACGGCUGCCCAGAGGGCACCCAAGCCCCUCCCCAAAGUCCAGGCAGUUUUCCGAAGCAACCUGUCUCACCUCCUGGACCUGAUGGGCAGCGGGAAGGAGUCCCUGAUCUUCAUGAAGAAGCGGACCAAGAGGCUCACAGCCCAGUGGGCGCUGGCUGCCCAGCGCCUGGCGCAGAAGCUGGGGGCCACCCAGAGGGACCAGAAGCAGAUCCUGGUCCACAUCGGCUUCCUGACGGAGGAGUCCGGAGACGUGUUCAGCCCUCGGGUCCUGAAGGGCGGGCCCCUGGGGGAGAUGGUGCAGUGGGCGGACAUUCUGGCUGCACUCUAUGUCCUGGGCCAUGGCCUGCGGGUCACAGUCUCCCUGAAGGAGCUGCAGAGUAACUUAGGGGUGCCGCCAGGCCGGGGGAGCUGCCCGCUCACCAUGCCCCUGCCCUUCGACCUCAUCUACACCGACUACCACGGCCUGCAGCAGAUGAAGCAGCACAUGGGACUCUCCUUCAAGAAGUACCGGUCCCCACUUGGCCAGCUGGGCCCAAGUUCCCAUCUCCUCCUUCUCUUUUUCCAGGGGAAGGAGAAAUUCCUGGGCAUCCUGAACAAAUACAUGGAAAUCCAUGGCACUGUGUACUACGAGAGCCAGCGGCCCCCUGAGGUGCCAGCCUUUGUGAAGAACCACGGCCUCUUACCACAACCCGAGUUUCAGCAGCUGCUGCGCAAGGCCAAACUCUUCAUCGGGUUUGGCUUCCCCUACGAGGGCCCCGCCCCCCUGGAGGCCAUCGCCAAUGGCUGCAUCUUCCUGCAGUCCCGCUUCAGCCCACCCCACAGCUCCCUCAACCACGAGUUCUUCCGAGGCAAACCCACCUCCAGAGAGGUGUUCUCCCAGCAUCCUUACGCGGAGAACUUCAUCGGCAAGCCCCACGUGUGGACAGUCGACUACAACAACUCGGAGGAGUUUGAAGCAGCCAUCAAGGCCAUCAUGAGAACUCAGGUAGACCCCUACCUACCCUACGAGUACACCUGCGAGGGGAUGCUGGAGCGGAUCCACGCCUAUAUCCAGCACCAGGACUUCUGCGUAGCUCCGGGCCCUAUCCUACCAGGGGCCCACACCCCGCAGAGCCCCUUUGUCCUGGCCCCCAAUGCCACCCACCUCGAGUGGGCUCGGAACGCCAGCUUGGCCCCUGUGGCCUGGCCCCCCGCACACUCCCUGCGGGCCUGGCUGGCCGCACCUGGGAGGGCCUGCACCGACACCUGCCUGGACCACGGGUUGAUCUGUGAGCCCUCCUUCUUCCCCUUCCUCAACAGCCAGGACGCCUUCCUCAAGCUGCAGGUGCCCUGUGACAGCACCGAAUCGGAGAUGAACCACCUGUACCCGGCCUUCGCCCAGCCUGGCCAGGAGUGCUACCUGCAGAAGGAGCCUCUGCUCUUCAGCUGUGCUGGCUCCAACACCAAGUACCGCCGGCUCUGCCCCUGCCGCGACUUCCGCAAAGGCCAGGUGGCCUUGUGCCAGGGCUGUCUGUGAGUCCACCUCUGCCGCCCUGCCUGGCACCCAUGCUGGCUCUCUCCUGCCACAGGAGAAAGCACCAGCAGGUUCUGAGCUCCAGCUGCUUGUCCUUCUCGCAACCCCUCCAGGCCGGAGCUUCUUUCCUUAGCCAGGAAGCUGGCAGAGGAGAGCUGUGCACAGGAAUAGGAGGAGGCAGCAUGCUGAGCCCCUGGGACCCCCCAGGCAGGCUCCUGGUUCUCUCCUGGGGACUCACGGCAGCAUCAUGGCCAAGAAGAUGUCGGACUACUCAGAGUCCUCAUGGCCCAGGAGCAGGUGGUCAGAGGCCCCUGGCUUUGUGCAAGGCCAGAUCUGGGCCAGGUGGCGAAAGGGGCCCAGUCAUUCUUGGGCCCAGGAUGGGGCCUCUAGACUUGCAAGGGAGAGGAGCAGGGACCAGACUGCCCAAUGGUCCCUGAAGGGUCCAAGGAGGGGCCCUCCCCAUGGCCCUGGAGAGCAGGCCUGGGUGGUACCUGCUCCAGGCAGGGAAACUGGGGGCUCGCCCUCCUCCUAUGAGGGGAGCCAGGCACACAGGGCCCAUUGGUGUUUGGGAUGUGGACAGAGGGGCAGGGGGCUGGGAGAAGGCUAAGCCGAGGAGUCCUGUUUGUGCCUCCCCUUAGCCCCUUCCCUCCCGAUUUCCCGAUUCCCCCACCCUCCCUCUACACUUGAGGACCACAGUUGGGGGUGCAGGAACCACCCAAACCCUAGUUGAAUUGUUUCUCUCUCCUGCUUGUUCCACCCCUUUUCACUCUGGGCUUCUCCCAAAACCCAUCCUGGCAUGACCUGUGACUGACUCCAGACGGUGGAUUUGUUCUAAAGCCUCAAUCCCUACCCCCUCCAAGGGGCAGGUUUCCACCCCAGCCUCAGAGAAUGGGCUCUGGGACCCCUGCCCGGGGGUGGCCUUCAUGCACCAGGCACUUCUACAGGUGCUGACUCCCCAACUCCCCAGCAUCUUUUGCAGACGUGGGCUUGGGAUGGAGCCUCAGCCCCAUGGUACUCCCUGCCCAGUUUCCAGUUGCCCUGUGUGCUUACCCCAGAUAACCUCCCAGCCCACCAGUGCCGAGUCCUCGUCCCUACCUCCAGCUUCCUCCGGCCUCAAACCGCCUCCAGAUCUAGCCGUCCUUCUCCGAGUGGCAUGCCUGCCCCAGGAUGCCCCUUCUCCCUCCCCCCAUGCCCAGAGCCCCGCCUGCCUCAGCGGGUCAGGCCUUCAGAACACUGCCACCCACCCAGUUUUAUAAUCCUGCUCCCACCCACCAACCUAGGCCUGCUCCUCCGCCCUUCCCAGGAGGCAGCCCCGGGAUGCUGAGAGUUGGUGGAGGGGCCAGGCCGGACACUUCCCACGGGAGUCCCCUCCAGACAUGGCUGGCCCCUGCAGCCGCAGAAACCACGAUGGCAAAAAAAAACUCAUUGGUUCCCAAGGACUAACCUGUGGGGGAAAGCAAUAGAGACACUCUUUUUCUCUCUUUUUUUAAAGAUUUAUUUCUUGAAAUAAUAAAUAUUUUAUUGGGAUGUGAGAUGCAGAAGAG
Piliocolobus tephrosceles (Ugandan red Colobus) is the source of this 3850-nucleotide messenger RNA. It is a transcript of the gene MGAT5B, whose product is annotated as alpha-1,6-mannosylglycoprotein 6-beta-N-acetylglucosaminyltransferase B. Gene Ontology annotation, biological process: protein N-linked glycosylation. The record is from RefSeq and is a predicted model, not a curated record. Gene Ontology annotation, molecular function: alpha-1,6-mannosylglycoprotein 6-beta-N-acetylglucosaminyltransferase activity. Lineage: Eukaryota; Metazoa; Chordata; Mammalia; Primates; Cercopithecidae. The coding region runs from base 147 to 2309 and encodes 720 amino acids. The transcript is spliced from 16 exons. Gene Ontology annotation, cellular component: Golgi apparatus.